Molecule: messenger RNA, 2176 nt
Organism: Anguilla rostrata (American eel)
Lineage: Eukaryota; Metazoa; Chordata; Actinopteri; Anguilliformes; Anguillidae
Product: conglutinin-like
Exons: 5
Coding region: 98-952 (284 amino acids)
Source: RefSeq, a predicted model, not a curated record
CUCACUCAUACACACAUUAAUAACAGCAGGCUUCUCACGUUUCUUUGCACAAGCACAUAUAAAUGCUCCCUCCACACCUCUGUAACUAGUAUACCAAAUGACACCCAAGGAAACGUUGGAACUUCUCCCAACACAACAGAUGGCACUGUUGAGGUCAUGCACUCUGUUCAUCCUGCUGGUGCUGCAGCACUGCCUUCCCACUGCCCAUGCUGAGAAGGUUCCAGAACACACCAGCUACUGUUAUCCAGGUGUACCUGGGACUCCUGGCCACAACGGUCUGCCUGGGAGAGAUGGGAAAGAGGGCGUGGCCGGCCAGAAGGGGGAGAAGGGUGACAGAGGCAUGAUGGGUGCACAGGGGCCUCCUGGAAAGUUUGGUCCAGCAGGCCCAGCGGGUCCAGCAGGUCCAGUGGGUGCACCAGGCCCAGUUGGUCCAACGGGUCCCAAGGGUUUGAUGGGUCCAGUGGGCCCAAGUGGACCGAAGGGGGAGAAGGGAGAACGUGGCCCUGCAGGACCCCUGCCUGCCAUAAACCUGGUGGAACUGCAGUCAGAGCUUCAGACACUGACCGAAGUUUUCAAAAAAAUAACACAGUUCCACUUCACAAGGGUUGGAAAGAAAUUAUUUGUGUCAGAUAAGAAGUUGGGGAAGUUUGAUGAAGCUGUUAAAUUGUGCAGCUCUGUCGGUGGGGUUCCUGCCCUGCCGACCAACCUGGAGGAAAACCAAGCGCUUUCCGGAUUUCUGUCUGGCUCCGGGAGCGCCUGGCUCAGCGCAAACGACAGGAAAACCGAGGGCAAAUUUGUGGACUUACAGGAGAAAGAAUUCCGGUUCAGUAGCUGGAAAGAUUCAGAACCAAACGACUACAAUGGACAAGAGGACUGUGCUGUCAUACACCCUGAUGGCAAAUGGAAUGAUGUCCCAUGUGAAGCAAACAAUCGUAUUGUUUGUGAGAUUUAAAGGGAAGGGAAAAUUCAUUUAAUACUCAUAUUUGUAUUUGCAUCUAGAUGUGUGUGUGUGUGUGUAAGUGUGAUAUCCAAUCAUACCAGCCUUUAGCUGACAGGGCAGCCAUAUUGGUUGGAACAAUACUCAGAAGUUUGCUUCAUAAAUAUAUUGGUGUAUAACCAUAUAAGCCAAUUAACCAUAGGAAAUGUGUUAUCUGUAGGGCCAACAGUUUGUUUCCACCAUGUGAACUGCAGGGAUUUGAACUUGUAUUUCAAUGGUUAUCCUCCAGGGGUCCCCAUAGCACUCCAACAUCACCGUAAAGCGACUAAUUGUGCAAUUGUGUUUCUAAAUGAGACAUUUAUAAAAACAAUUUGUUGAUCUAAUACUGCGGCUCUCCAGGACCAGGACUGAGUAUCACUGCAGUGAUGAGAAAAUUCACCCAAAUGAAGCAGUGGAGUCCAAUAUUAUCCUAAAAGAGUUGGUGUGGGUGCAGGUUUUUAACCCAACACUAAAGCUUUUCCACCGCAUGGUAACGGCUCGACUCGACUCGACUCUACUCUACUCACUUUUGGUACCAGGUACUUUGUUUUCCACUGCAGAUAGUACCCCCGUCAAUGUAGCUGGUCGUCAUAGCGAUGCCCCAUGAAACUCCCGUGACGUCAUCUUCAAUGCGACACACACAGGAAGAAUGGAGGAUAACGAAGGGAUGGUGUUCUUGAUUCUCGGUAUGUGGCUGUUUGUCACAGCAAGGAGACAAAUUUUGUUUCGGAAGAGGCUGAAGGCAGCAAGACAAAAGACUGCUGGAAAAAAAACAGGAGAGUUUGGAAAAUCCUAAAUCAGAGCUCAGACGACGAGACGACUCUGGCUGCUCAAAGACGACGCAAGAGGAUUAGUGACGAUUCUCUCUGACCAAUCAGUGGUCUGCAGUGUUUCAUGUCACCUUUUGGUAUCGCCUCAGCUCGCUUGGAACCUCGACGGAGGUGAUACCAAAAAAAAGUACCAGGUACCAGAUACUAUCCACAACUUUUGCACGAUGGAAAAGCGAAAAAGUCGAGUAGAGUUGAUUCGAGUUGAGCCGGUACCAUGUGGUGGAAAAGCGGCUAAAGAUACCUGAUUCUACUCAGAGUCUUGAUUGAGGACCAUGAUUAGUUUAUUAGUUGAAUCAUUAAUUCAUUUUUUAUUACCCUUUUUGUGCAAGUUAAAUGUUAUAUAAUUGCUCUCAUUUUUAAUGUUGGCAUU